Messenger RNA from Hordeum vulgare subsp. vulgare (domesticated barley), 1571 nucleotides. Its product is annotated as NADH dehydrogenase [ubiquinone] iron-sulfur protein 3. The record is from RefSeq and is a predicted model, not a curated record. Gene Ontology annotation, molecular function: NADH dehydrogenase (ubiquinone) activity. The transcript has a single exon. NCBI's taxonomy places the organism in Eukaryota, Viridiplantae, Streptophyta, Magnoliopsida, Poales, Poaceae. The coding region runs from base 256 to 828 and encodes 190 amino acids.
GUUUAGCGGAUUCGGAAUUGUAACCAAGCAUCCUGGGUUCUAUACCCGAUUCAACACUAGAGCAUGCAGCCGAUCCUGGAUACAUAACUCUCAAAAGUGUGCAGUGAGGGAUCUUUAUUGGUAGCCAGUCUUUCACUUCUGCCUCUCCACUCCCAUGCCUUUCUUGGUCGGACCAACCCAACCGGCGAUUUCCGACAAGUCUUUCUGCUUAGAGCAAGAAGCGGAACCAAAAUAAAGCUUUCUUUAUUUUCAUUUAUGGAUAACCAAUCCAUUUUCCAAUAUAGUUGGGAGAUUUUACCCAAGAAAUGGGUACAUAAAAUGAAAAGAUCGGAACAUGGGAAUAGAUCUUAUACCAAUACUGACUACCCAUUUCCAUUGUUGUGCUUUCUAAAAUGGCAUACCUAUACAAGGGUUCAAGUUUCGAUCGAUAUUUGCGGAGUGGAUCAUCCCUCUCGAAAACGCAGAUUUGAAGUUGUCCAUAAUUUACUGAGUACUCGGUAUAACUCACGCAUUCGUGUACAAACAAGUGCAGACGAAGUAACACGAAUAUCUCCGGUAGUCAGUCUAUUUCCAUCAGCCGGCCGGUGGGAGCGAGAAGUAUGGGAUAUGUCUGGUGUUUCUUCCAUCAAUCAUCCGGAUUUACGCCGUAUAUCAACAGAUUAUGGUUUCGAGGGUCAUCCAUUACGAAAAGACUUUCCUCUGAGUGGAUAUGUGGAAGUACGCUAUGAUGAUCCAGAGAAACGUGUGGUUUCUGAACCCAUUGAGAUGACCCAAGAAUUUCGCUAUUUCGAUUUUGCUAGUCCUUGGGAACAGCGUAGCGACGGAUAAUUCCGAAUCUACAUAGGUCUAGUCCAGGGGACAAAUCAAUAGGAAAUGCUAUUUGCUUCUUAAGAAGAAGAACUUUUUUGAAAUGAAAGAGUUUCCACGGGCGUCGGAUAUCAUUUCUUCAAAUAAGGAAGAAGUGUUAUCGAAGGAUUUCCUUCCAUUCUUCCUAGUAUGGAAGAAGUAAAGAAAAAGUACUGCGUCUCGAUCUAUACGAAAGGGCACUGGUUUUUUCUUUCGGUUUCAUUGAUAGCAGAAGAGUACGCUAGCUAGCGGAGCCUGAAAACGCUUGCUUGCGCCCCACCCCUACGGAAACUAUUGCCUAUGCUUGCUGCUCGCUCAUUUUCAGUAGAAGGGAAGAAAAGAUGGUCACUCCUUUUAGGAACAUGGCGAGCCUUACUUACGACUGUUGCACUUCACUCGCUGCUCGUUCAUUCACUUGCUCAUGAACUCGCUGCUUCGCCAGAAGCGACUAGUCGCCUCCUUUCCUCCGCCGAAAGAUGCUUAGCCAGAAGCGACGAAGGAGGGGAGCUGGGGAAGGCCGACGAUGGCAAUGAGGGGGAAGCUGUCGUAGAAGCUUUGCCCCUUGCUUUACAUAAAUUGUUAUGAACUUACUAAAUGACCUUAUUUAUUCUCCUGGAACGCUAGCAAAUCUAAUAGUUCCAUCUGCUCUUCUUAACUUAAGAACGAAGGCCGCCAUCCUUCUUAUUCAGGAACCCUUUGUUUGAGGAGGGCGUAUCCCCGGGAAG